Messenger RNA from Prosopis cineraria, 2136 nucleotides. Its product is annotated as B3 domain-containing transcription factor ABI3-like. The transcript is spliced from 6 exons. The record is from RefSeq and is a predicted model, not a curated record. Gene Ontology annotation, molecular function: DNA binding; DNA-binding transcription factor activity. The coding region runs from base 1 to 2136 and encodes 711 amino acids. Lineage: Eukaryota; Viridiplantae; Streptophyta; Magnoliopsida; Fabales; Fabaceae.
AUGAAUAAUGUUGGUGUGGAACCGCAACUGCAAGAGGGAGAUUUCUAUGAAGAAGAAGAAGAAACAGUUGUGGCGGCGGUUAAGGAGCGAGAGAUCUGGCUUCAGAAUAAUAACCAUAGGAAUAAUAAUAAUAUGCAAGAUGAUGAUGAGGAUGAUCUGCUUGCCAGUGUAUUGGACGACGCUUCGCUGUUCUACGCCGACGAUGACUUCCCUUCUCUCCCAGAUUUCUCAUGCAUGUCAUCUUCUUCUUCUUCUUCAUCUUCACCGCCAGCAGCCACAGUCAAAACCGUCACGUGCGCUUCUUCCUCCUCCACCAAUACAUCGUCGUCUAAUUCCGCUGCUUCCUGGGCGAAUCUCCGGUCCGAUAAUGUAGGGCCUCCUCUCCCACCGCCACAGACACAGCCGCCGGCGUUAUCCUCCACUGCUUCUAUGGAGAUCCCGCAACCGCCAGAUCAUCAAGGCGGCAAUAACGGCGGCGGCGGAGGAGAUUGUCUGGAUAUGAUGGGCACUUUUGGGCAUAUGGAAUUCAUGGAGACCAACGAAUUCUUCGAUCCUUCAUCUAUGUUUGAAAAUGGAGAGAAUCUAUUAGACGAAUUGACACGGUUAGACCCGAAUCCACCGGAAGAGGGACAUGCAAGUGGUGAAAUGAUAGUACAGGAGGAGCAGCAACAGCAAGAGCAGCAUCAACCGCCGCCAUUGCCAGAGACGGCGGCUACGGACGAAGAGAUGAGCUCGGUGUUCUUGGAGUGGCUAAGGAUGAACAAGGACAGCGUGUCGGCUAGUGAUUUGAGGAACGUGAGGCUGAAAAAGGCGACAAUAGAAUGUGCAGCUAAGCGUCUUGGUGGAGGAAAAGAAGGCAUGAAGCAGUUACUGAAGUUAAUUCUGGAAUGGGUUCAGACCAGCCAUCUUCAGAAGAAAAGACGGAUUAUCGAAAAUCAGGAUGAUGACAAUUUUCUCAUGACUCAAGUUCAGGACACCGCAAACCCUAGCUCUCAUAAUCUGAACCACCAGCUUUCAUUUGGACCGGAAUGGAUCUUUCAGCCGCCUUACGGCGUUGAUCCUGCUGCGGCUCCUGCAGCGGCCCCGCCGUCAUUUCCCCAACCACUGGUUGGGUAUAAUAAUAACAAUAACAACCUGGGAGACCCGUUUUCAAAUGGAGCUUCAAGUGAAUUUCACGUGCUGGAUUCUUCUCAGUCAUGGCCUCAUUCUCAGUUCACUGUCUACAACAACCAGCCAUAUGGGGAAAAUAAUUUACACCCGACGACAAUGACGCCGUUAGCGGCAGCGGCAUUUGGUGGUUAUGGGAAUCAGUUUCCAUAUCAUCCAUAUUUUCACGGCACCGGCCCGGAUAGAUUGGGUCCUUUGGCGACCAAAGAAGCGAGGAAGAAGAGAAUGGCGAGGCAGAGACGGCAUUCAUCUCACCAUAGGCAUCACAAUGUCCAAGACCAACAAAACCAGCAGAAUCAAAGUAGCGAUUAUUGCACAGCUGCUACAGUAGCCCCGCAUGCAAAUCCGCCGAACUGGUUGUAUUGGCCACCGGUGGCCACGUCCGGCAGUGGAGCUGCUUCUGUUGCGCCAAUGGCUCAGCCGGAGCCACCGUCGACAGCGAGAAAUGCAGGGGAUCGGACCGCGGUGCAGUCUCACCAGAAUUAUCAACAUACCCGGGUCUCAUCAGAUAAACGACAGGGAUGGAAGCCUGAGAAGAACUUGAAGUUCCUUCUGCAGAAGGUGUUAAAGCAAAGCGACGUGGGUAAUCUGGGGAGGAUAGUGCUGCCAAAGAAAGAAGCAGAAAGUCAUUUGCCAGAACUGGAGGAAAGAGAUGGAAUUUCUAUAGCAAUGGAAGACAUUGGAACUUCUCGUGUUUGGAACAUGCGCUACAGAUACUGGCCGAACAACAAAAGCAGGAUGUAUCUACUUGAGAAUACUGGAGACUUUGUGAGAGCUAACGGACUUCAAGAAGGAGACUUCAUAGUGAUAUAUUCAGAUGUAAAAUGCGGCAAAUAUAUGAUAAGGGGUGUGAAAGUGAGGCAAGCAGGAGCGAGAGUGGAGACAAAGAAAGGCGCAGCAGGAAAAAACCAGAAGGCUAAUUAUGGCUCUCCAUCAUCACCCAAGAAGAUGAACGAGAAAAAGCAAUAA